Molecule: messenger RNA, 1208 nt
Organism: Limulus polyphemus (Atlantic horseshoe crab)
Lineage: Eukaryota; Metazoa; Arthropoda; Merostomata; Xiphosura; Limulidae
Product: carbonyl reductase [NADPH] 1-like
Exons: 9
Coding region: 130-957 (275 amino acids)
Molecular function (GO): carbonyl reductase (NADPH) activity
Source: RefSeq, a predicted model, not a curated record
AUCGAAUUUUGAUUAUGCUUUUACUUUUAACAUGAUGAUAAAAUACAAUUACAUUAAAGUUUAAGUAGUAAUUCCACUACCAGUAACACUAACAGUGAAUAACGAUAAGGGACAAAAAAAGAACUUACGAUGGCAAGAAAAGUAGCUGUGGUCACAGGUGGAAACAAAGGAAUUGGGUAUGCUGUAGUUAAAGAAUUGUGUCAAAAAUUUAACGGAGAUGUCAUUUUGGCUGCAAGAGAUGAAGCUCGUGGAAAGGAUGCUGUCGAACAACUUAAAGCUUUAAACUUAAACCCAGUAUAUCAUCAGCUUGAUAUUGAUGAUACCAGUAGUAUAAGUCAACUGAAAGACUUUUUGCAUAAAGAAUAUGGAGGUUUGGACAUACUUGUCAAUAAUGCUGCAAUUGCAUACAAGAUGGCAUCUACAACACCUGAUGCAGAACAAGCAGAAAAUAGUAUAAAUACAAACUUCUUUGGAACACUGAAUGUUUGUAAGGCAUUGUUUCCAAUAUUAAGACCACAUGCAAGGGUUGUGAAUGUGUCCAGCUCAGCAGGAAGGCUUUCCAACAUUCCCAAUAAAGAACUACAGAAGAAAUUUCUGGUGUCAAACCUAACUGAAGAAGAGCUUUGUGGGCUAAUGAAAGAAUUUGUAAGUGAUGCCAAAGCAGGAUUGAAAAGGGAGAAAGGCUGGGCUCAUACUAAUUAUAUGAUGUCCAAGAUUGGAGUUUCUGCUCUAACAUUUUUGCAACAGAGAGAGUUUGAUAAAGAUUCUCGAGAAGACCUUGUGGUGAAUGCGGUACAUCCUGGAUACGUAAAUACAGACAUGACAAGUGGAAAAGGAGUUCGUACAAUUGAAGAAGGUGCUGAACCUAUUGUAUAUGCAGCUUUACUGCCACCUAAUAUUAAGUCCCCAAAAGGUGAAUACAUUUGGGAAGAUUCUAAAGUUGUUUCAUGGGUGUAAAUCUAAUACAACAAAACUACAACUGAGAAAAUUCCAUUGUGGCUGAAAGCAACAGGGAUAUAAAAAUGUUGUAUUACCAAUUAUUUGUAACUUGUGCACAAUAUAUCAGUUAUUCAAUAUACAAAAUGCUUUCUGAUCAAAAUGUUGUUAUAUGAAUAAAGGCAUUUUUCAAAGGAUACAAGAAACUGACCAGCUUGUUAGUUUGAUCAGUUUCUGUUAAUUCGUUGAAUAAAAAAUUACUCUUGCAUGAA